AUGCAGAUCAACAUUGAGAGUGUUCCUGAAAAUCCGGUGGUUCCGGGGAUACCUUUCGAGGGCUUCUCUGCCACCGGGAAAUCUGACUUGAGGAUUUGCGGCUUACCAGUGACCAGGCUGAGGAGAGGUGGCCGCUCUCAUACAGCUCAGACUGGCGGUGAGCAACUUGAAUAGAGCUGUACCCCACCCCACUAUGGGCCUGCGUGGGUUAUCCCGGUCCCCCUGGCUUACCCCAUAGCCUCACACCGCAACCGAGCUACCGACACAUACCGCAUGGUGCACCCGGCAGACACAUCCAAGAUGGCGGACGAACUCUCUAUACAGAGGUACAAGCUGCAAAGGUUGGGGACGGUCCUACUAGGCUCGGUGGUCUGCAUUCUCCAAAGGCUGGAUAAAGUGUUCCAGAGAUUCUGGCGAUGGCUGGAGGCUCAGAUGUCAACUCAACAGAUCCAGCAUCCGGGGAAAGAGCGCAUUGGUGA
Messenger RNA from Pelobates cultripes (western spadefoot toad), 479 nucleotides. The record is from the annotation of a GenBank genome assembly. Lineage: Eukaryota; Metazoa; Chordata; Amphibia; Anura; Pelobatidae.